Messenger RNA from Electrophorus electricus (electric eel), 4332 nucleotides. RefSeq names its product adenosine monophosphate deaminase 2b (gene ampd2b). Gene Ontology annotation, cellular component: cytosol. Gene Ontology annotation, biological process: IMP salvage; AMP metabolic process. NCBI's taxonomy places the organism in Eukaryota, Metazoa, Chordata, Actinopteri, Gymnotiformes, Gymnotidae. Gene Ontology annotation, molecular function: AMP deaminase activity. The record is from RefSeq and is a predicted model, not a curated record.
UUCUCACUCACUCUCUCUCUCUCUCUCUCUCUCUCUCUCUCUCUCUUUCUCUCUCUGUCACGCUGUCUCUUUCCAUUCCUCUAUAGCUGUGCUUGCUCAGUAACAUCUCCUCGUUCUGCAUCUAAACACAGGGCAAAAUGACGUCCAAGCUGCCGUCUAGCAAGCCGAAGCCCACGUCCCCCUUCAGGAAGAGGGGGAGUCUGCAGUAUGCUGCCAGCACAGAUGUGCGUGGUGGCCAUCAUCUCCUAACUUCCCAGUAUUCCUUGCCUGGUAUCCCAGUAGCCAAGCACGGACCUGUUGACCUGCGGACUUCCAUGGAUGGCAAAUACAAAGAAAUUGCUGAGGAGCUGUUCUCGCGCAGCCUGGCGGAAAGCGAAAUGCGAAGUGCUCCCUAUGAGUUUCCAGAAGACAGCCCCAUCGAACAGCUGGAAGAGAGGCGUCACCGGCUCCAGCGGCAGAUAAGCCAGGACAUCAAGUAUGAGCCUGAGAUUCUCCUGAGAGCCAAGCAAGAAUUUAUGAAGACAGACAGCGCCUCAGAUCUGGAGCGCCUGAAGGAGCAGAACCAAGUGCCUGGCGACCUGUACCCAGAGCGAGAAUUAAUACCGGAGAGGGAGUACCAGCGAGUCACCAUCUCUGGAGAUGAGAAAUGUGGAGUCCCCUUCACAGACCUGCUGGAUGCUGCUAAGUGUGUGGUGAAGGCUCUGUUCAUCAGAGAGAAGUAUAUGACCCUCUCCGACCAGAGUUUCUGCACGACUACGUUGCGCUUCCUGCAUGAGCUUGGAGACAAGCCUCUGGACCUGGACGUGUAUGAGGACCUGCCCGAGGCCUCCGUAACUGCAGAUGCCCCAUUUCACCCCCCUGUAUCUAAGACCCACCCCUACGAGGGUCUAGAUCCUACAAGUUUGCCCCCGGAUAUGGGCUACAGCCUCAAAAUGCUGGAUGGCGUCAUACAUGUGUAUACUCACAAAAGCAAAAUAGAGAAGGCCACGGAGCUAGAUCUACCCUACCCAGACCUGCAGGAGUAUAUCGCUGACAUGAAUGUCAUGAUGGCUCUCAUCAUUAAUGGGCCAGUGAAAUCUUUCUGUUAUCGUCGACUCCAGUACCUGAGCUCAAAGUUUCAGAUGCACAUCCUCUUAAAUGAGAUGAAAGAGUUGGCAGCACAGAGGAAGGUUCCUCACCGUGACUUCUACAACAUACGCAAGGUGGAUACACAUAUCCAUGCCUCAUCUUGCAUGAAUCAGAAGCACCUGCUCCGCUUCAUUAAGAGGGCCAUGAAGAAGUCCCCUAAAGAGAUUGUCCAUGUGGAGAAAGGACGUGAACAGACACUUAUGGAGGUCUUUGAGAGCAUGAACCUCACAGCUUUUGACCUCAGCGUGGACACACUGGACAUGCAUGCAGAUCGGAACACGUUCCAUCGCUUUGACAAAUUCAACGCCAAAUACAACCCCAUUGGCGAGUCCAUUCUCCGAGAGAUCUUUAUCAAAACAGACAACCAUAUUGAAGGGAAAUAUUUUGCCCACAUUAUCAAGGAGGUUAUGGCAGACCUCGAGGAAAGUAAAUAUCAAAACGUUGAGCUGCGUCUUUCCAUAUAUGGCCGCUCCAGAGAUGAGUGGGACAAACUGGCCCAGUGGGCUGUCAGACACCAGGUCUACUCAGACAAUGUCCGCUGGCUCGUCCAGGUCCCUCGGCUGUUCGAUGUCUACCACACCAAGAAACAGCUCUGCAAUUUCCAGGAAAUGCUAGAGAACAUCUUCAUGCCUCUGUUUGAGGUCACUGUCAAUCCAAGCAGCCACCCAGAACUCCAUGUCUUCCUACAGCAUGUGGUUGGCUUCGACAGUGUAGAUGAUGAGUCCAAACCAGAGCAGCACAUCUUUAACUUGGACAGUCCUCUCCCUGCCAACUGGAUAGAGGAGGACAAUCCACCUUACUCCUACUAUCUCUACUACAUGUAUGCCAAUAUGACCGUGCUCAAUGACCUGCGCAGGAGAAGGAACUUCAAUGCGUUUGUGCUGAGGCCACACUGUGGCGAGGCAGGUCCUAUCCACCACCUGGUGUCUGGUUUCAUGCUCUCAGAGAACAUCUCACAUGGACUGCUCCUCAGGAAGGCUCCAGUGCUGCAGUACCUGUAUUACUUGGCCCAGAUCGGCAUUGCCAUGUCUCCCCUCAGCAACAACAGCUUGUUCCUCAGCUACCACCGUAACCCACUACCCGAGUACCUGUCCAGAGGGCUCAUGGUCUCCUUAUCCACUGAUGACCCUCUCCAGUUCCACUUCACAAAGGAACCCCUAAUGGAGGAAUACAGUAUAGCUGCUCAGGUGUGGAAGCUGAGCUCAUGUGAUAUGUGUGAGCUGGCCAGAAACAGUGUGCUCAUGAGUGGUUUCUCCAACAAGAUGAAGAGUUAUUGGCUCGGUCCCAACUACAUGAAAGAGGGCCAGGACGGCAACGACAUCCGACGCACCAACGUGCCGGACAUCCGCGUGGCGUACCGCUUUGAGACACUGUGUGAGGAGCUGAAUCUGAUCACACAGGCAGUAAGGAGUGAGGAACUCGAGACCAUUGAAGAGGAAGCUUCUAUGUGCAUGAGCACAGUGCAGGGGGCACAGUAAGGAACGGCAACACCAGCACCCAGUAGCCUCUCUAAAUAUGAUUGGUGCCCAGUUUGGUGGCCAGUUCCAGCAUGCAGUGUUGGUUCUAAACUAAACAGGAUAUCUAACCUGACCUUGCAUCUGUACUAUCUGCUGACAUGGCAUCCUUCAAGGUUAUGCACCUCAUAACGUCAGCAGCCAGUGGUAAAUUUUACCCAAGUACCAGUCAGCAAUGUCUUGGGUUCUGGAAUAGCUCCAUGUUGACUACCAGCAAGCAUGGCAAACCUAUAUGUUGAUUUGCUUUGGUGCAGGUUUGUGGUGGUAAUGCUAUUGUUCAACAUCUUUUCAAUACAUUAUUUAAAAAAAAAAAAAAAAAAAAAAGAUCCAACAGUUGCAGCAACGUGUGACUGGGGCAUAAAUAGAAACUCACCUUGACCAAGUGGUCAUGGAUGCUUGUAAUGGAAAAUGGGCAGCAUGGGUCUUGGUUCCAUGCAGCAGAGCCUCUACUCUACACUGCGUCUGUGAGUUCAACAUGAUUUCAAACAUCUCUCUCAUCUUUCAUUUAUAAAUGUGUGUGAUAUCUUUGUUAUCUUGAUUUGGCCUGGUAAUGUCCUAUGUUAUUAUUCUAUGUUUUAUUGGUAGAUUUAUUUAUUAGGAUGACAUUUUUGUGUGUGUAUGUACAUGGAUAAAUGUAACUGAAUUGUUAUUUAUUGCAAAUCAAAAUUCUUAUCAAAGUGAAGUUUUUUUUCUUCUGGUCUUGUUCUAUCUUAAAAUUACAUACUUUAAGAUGUUUUUGAGCUUUAAUUACUAACAAGUUCAUAAAAGUGUAUAUAUAAAGUACUCGUGAUUUUUAUAUGCCUCUAAAAGCAUUAUAAUUUCACACAGCUCAUUAUUUGAUAUAAAGUAUGAAAUAUUUUGGUGAUUAUUGUCCUAAAAACAAACCCCUCAGACAGUUCACAUCUGUUCCCUCUUCAAGCUAAUCUGUUAUAAAGUUCAGUCUUUAUAGCUGUUUAUAGUCUUUAUAUGGGCUUGGUACACUAUUCUAGUUACAGUGCACAAUUUCUCUUAAAGUACCCAUAGUCUACAUUUUCUUUUUAUUGAAUAGUUUCCUUGAUGUCUAUUUCUAAUGCUUUAUGUUCCAAUAACAGCCAUAAUUCAUUUUUUCACACAACCAUUUCACAACGCUUCUUUAUAUCUUAAAAUUAAGCAGGCUGCUUUUUAGACAGAUAUAAGCUAAAUGAGCUCUGUUCUGAUUGGCUGCCCUGUACUAUGCCUCAUUCAGAAAGCACUCAGAGCUGUAACAUGCCUGAUAACAGUGGGUGGAGCUAAACUGCUGUAAGAUGAAUAGGAGGAGAUAUGUGGAGUUUGUUCUUGUGACAUCAAAACAAAACAGUGCCUAAGCUGUUUUUGCAGCUUAGGUUACAUAUAAGGACUUUAUGGACUUUGAGAGUGAAGAGUGUUUUGAAACUAUAACAAUAUUUACAUAGUACUUCAAAUCCAAGAAAUUCAUUUUUCCAUGAAGGCCAAUUAAAAAUAACGUUAAAACAUUCAAAAAAGCUAAUUAAUUAUCUAUUAAAACAUAGAAACUCCAUUAAGUGGCAAUCUAAAUAACCAUAUGACAAAAUAUGUUUUAAGCUGUGUAUAACUUAAGAUAUUCCUUGUUUCUGACAAAUAUGAGCUCUUCAUUUUGCUCACUAUUCCACAGCACUAAAAUUACCUUUAGAAUAAAAAACUAAAGUAUCUUAAA